Zingiber officinale is the source of this 728-nucleotide messenger RNA. RefSeq names its product DNA-directed RNA polymerase III subunit 2-like. Gene Ontology annotation, cellular component: RNA polymerase III complex. Bases 109 to 513 code for a protein of 134 amino acids. Gene Ontology annotation, biological process: DNA-templated transcription. The record is from RefSeq and is a predicted model, not a curated record. NCBI's taxonomy places the organism in Eukaryota, Viridiplantae, Streptophyta, Magnoliopsida, Zingiberales, Zingiberaceae. Gene Ontology annotation, molecular function: DNA binding; ribonucleoside binding; DNA-directed RNA polymerase activity. The transcript has 5 exons.
CCUUUUCCUUAACUGUUAUUUCAACUUGUGCUGCUGACCAGAAAAUAUUUGACAUGUAAUUUGAAUGUUCCAGGCAUUACAGGCUUUCCAUUACAAGCAUACAUUUUCAUGGGACCAAUCUACUAUCAGAAGUUGAAACAUAUGGUAAUUGAUAAAAUGCAUGCUCGCGCCACAGGGCCUCGUGUGAUGCUGACUAGACAACCUACUGAAGGAAGAAGCCGAGAUGGAGGACUGCGUCUAGGAGAAAUGGAACGUGACUGUUUGAUAGCAUAUGGUGCGAGUAUGUUGAUAUUUGAACGUUUGAUGUUGUCCAGUGACCCAUACCAAGUUCAGGUCUGCAGCCAGUGUGGUCUCUUAGGGUACUAUAACUACAAGUUGAAGACGGCAUUUUGUUCAAUGUGUAAAAAUGGCAAAAAUAUAUCCACCAUCAGACUUCCAUACGCCUGCAAGCUUCUAUUCCAGGAGUUGCAGGCCAUGAACGUCGUUCCACGUUUGAAAUUAGUUGAAGCAUGAGUACAAGUGGAUGUUCUGCUUAAAGCAUAUCAUUGAGGAGGAAAGAGGGUGCCUGCGAGAAUAGAAGAAUGAUAGUUUUGUAAAAAGAUUAAAAUGUUUGACCUUGAACUGUUUUAUUUUGGACCUUAUUCAUGUAAUUAUAAUCAGAAACCAUUAGAAAAACAAAUUUCUUUCAGAAGAGAAGGGCAAAGCUGAAUCUUGUUUUAUACUCCAAA